AUGUCCGCAACCCUCUCGACGCGUCUCACCCCGUUCCUCACUCAAUUAUCGACCUCUGCGCCCACCAAAGACGCCCAGUCAGCGCUCAUCGAGGAGUUGCGCAAGUUGGUUGAUGAGGAUGUUGAGGGGGGUGGGUCGGGAGCGGUGGCCGAGGACUUGGUCAGGAAGGGAUGGGGGGCGUGCUUCAGUGGCAAAGUGGCUCCCUCGACAUCCCUCUCCCUGCUCCUUCUCCUCCUUCCAUUUACCCCCCUCUCGCUCCCGCUGCUCCUAACCCUCCUUUCCCCUCUCUCGCACCCGUCUCCCCCCGGUCCAUCCUACCCCCUCCAAUCCCUCGCACUCGACUUGCUCCUCGUGCUCAUUGAAGAAGGAUGGGUUAACCCUGAGGCGAGGGAGGGGCUGGAUAGGCUUGUGGGAGUUGUGGAGAGGGGACUGGAGUUUGGGAAGUUGAGGGAGUCAACGGCCGAGUUGUUAUGCCUCAUCGUCCGCCGUCACCACAUCGUCAAACACCGCAUCGACUUCCUCCACACCCUUCUCACCCGCCUCCCCUCCCCACCACCCUCCCUUCACCGCCUACUAGAGACCUACCGCUCUUUCGAGCCCGAACGGGUGUAUCAGGGGAUCGGGCAGCGCCGCUCCACUGUGGGUGGCCGGAGGAAGGAGAGGAAGGAGGUGGAGGAAGUGAGGGAGAGGGUGCGGAGGGCGAGGGAAGCGGCCGAGGAGGAGGGAGGGCCGAGGGCCAAGCGCCGCAAGACCGAGGCGGACACGAAGACCCAACUUCCGCUUCCCAUCACCUACUCGACCGAUCUCCUCUCCCCAACCGCCGUCCCGCUGAGCGACGUCCGCACCCUCCCCACCUUCGCAUCUCGCAUCGAAGACCUCGCUCUCCCCUCUCAAGCAGCCAGCGUGCUGCGGUCCGUCUCGGGGUCGACGAAGCGCAUCAGGGUCGCGCAAGAGGAGGUGGGCGAGGAAGAGAGGGUGAGGAGUUGGUGUCUUUUGCUGAGGGGCGGGUAUGAGAAUGAUCGCGAUCACAUUGAGCGCCUCUCGUCAUGGGUCAUCGCCCAGCUUCAACACGAGUUGUACGACCUCGAGCCAACGGAUGCAGGCGCGAAGCGAGUCGCAGACUUGUUCGCUCGAGUACGCGAGUUGAGCGAGUUCGCAGGGGAACUGCUGGAAGAGUUGGAGCCGUUCCUUGCGGAGUACCUGCAACGCUGGGACGGCUUCACGCAUCGCAAACUCGUCUUCGACCUUUUCGCGCUCAUCAAGCCUUUGCGCUUUGAAGAUCUGUACCACCACUACCUCCGCCCGCUCGAGACGUUUGCCAAAGCCGAUUCUGUGGAAGGCGCGUGGGUCGCCGACUUUUUGGCGUGCUUGACGGCACUCGUGAGUAACUGGGCCGUACGGGACGAUUGGGACGAGACGGUGUCGAGGACCACCGCUUUCGGCGUGCUCGAACCGGACGCGCCGUACCUCGACGCAUUGCAGGGGAUCCUGUCGUUCGCGAACAAGCAGAUCGAGCUGGCUUGCCAGCAACGUCCGCACGACCUGACGAUCCGCUCCGCCUCGCUCGCUUUCUACGAACUCGCCCUCUCGCUCCCACUCGAGUUCGGCUUGCCCGUCGUCGUUCUCCCUUCCGCCACAAUCAUGCACACGUGCUUGUUGAGCAACGAGGUGAUGAGCUUGUCGCGCAUCUGCGGGAUACUCGCUCGGCUCCGCGAAGCGCUCACGGGCGCCUCGACCGCUCUCGAUAUCAAUUCCGAAUCGAAUACCGGCCUAGUAACCGAACUCAACGCCCACCUAAUCGAGUUCGUCGCGACGCUCUGGCAGAAACGGUUCUUGACGCCUGCGGAUCCGGCGCAAUCGAGUCUUGGGUUCAUGCCCGAGGACCUCGAGGACUUGCGGGGGUACGGCGACGAGCGAGGUCAGGCGACUUCUGCGAGCUUCGGACUGUCGACGCAUCCUGCACUUGCGACGCUCGCGAAGGACUGUCUCGCAGUGUUGGCUGUCGAGCGCGGCAAGUCGAUCAGCGGUCUCGUCGGACCGAUCUCGACCAGCUCGCUCAAGCAACUCGCGAAGGAGCCGGACGGCCUGAACAUCUCGUUCAACGAGUUCCGACCAGCUUUUCUCGAGUGGGUGCAGGAGCAGGGCGCGGACGGGCUGAGCGAGUUCCUCUUCUCGAGUCUGGUCAGUCUGGUCAACAGGCGGGCGGCGAAAUCGGGCUCGCAAACGCCGGCGUAG
Messenger RNA from Rhodotorula toruloides NP11, 2235 nucleotides. Its product is annotated as centromere protein I. Lineage: Eukaryota; Fungi; Basidiomycota; Microbotryomycetes; Sporidiobolales; Sporidiobolaceae. The transcript is spliced from 15 exons. Gene Ontology annotation, cellular component: kinetochore; cytosol; nuclear body. Bases 1 to 2235 code for a protein of 744 amino acids. The record is from RefSeq and is a predicted model, not a curated record.